Messenger RNA from Musca domestica (house fly), 4764 nucleotides. RefSeq names its product nidogen. The transcript is spliced from 12 exons. Bases 375 to 4484 code for a protein of 1369 amino acids. Gene Ontology annotation, biological process: cell-matrix adhesion. The record is from RefSeq and is a predicted model, not a curated record. NCBI's taxonomy places the organism in Eukaryota, Metazoa, Arthropoda, Insecta, Diptera, Muscidae. Gene Ontology annotation, molecular function: calcium ion binding.
CUUUCAGUUGCAAAAGUGUAGCAAGAGCGUGUACAACGCCAAUCGGACUAUAGAUCCGGCCAAAAAAAAAAAGUUGAACAUCCAAGGCAGACACUGAACAACAAAAACAACAACUAAAAGAAAACUCUGCAUUUAACCAAAAAAGAAUAGUGAAAGAAGUGAAGUUAUUUUUAAAAACCACUUUGAAGUGUACAGACACGGGGAGAAAGAAAAACAAAGAAUAAUUUUCAUAUACAUACAAACAAAAUAAUAAUACAUUUUGAAACAAAAAUAAUGCAGUUGAUUUUGUGAAAAAAUCGAAUCUUUUUAGAAAAUAUAUAUAUUUUUCUGUGUUCAUUUUGGAAAAAAGAAUUGUGAAGAAAAAUAAUUGAAAAAUGUUUGAAACAAACAUGAAAACUGCCACACAAUAUUUGUGUAUAUCCGCCCUACUACUUGCCACAUUCAGCAUUUCCGGUACCUCCUGCCACAUUUUGGAUAGCCUGCAUUUCAACGAACUCUACACUGCCAGUCCUGAUGAUUCCGUUCUAACCCUGCCCAAUGGCGAUAGUGAAUUUCUAGUUUGGCAUUUGGACAAUCCGAUUAGCUUUUAUAGUGAAAAAUAUGAUCAAUUGUUUAUCAACACCAAUGGCAUAUUGACAUUUAAUAUCGAAUUCCCAGAAUACAUCAAUCAACCCUUCCCCUUUGAGUAUCCCUCAAUAGCUGGGUUCUAUUCGAAUGUGGAUACGACGGAUGCCAAUGAGACGACAUUGAUUUCGAUCUUCAGCUCUCAGGAUCCCGAGCAAUUGCAAAAAGUCAGUGAAUUGGUGCGUUAUGCCUACAAUGAGAAAACCGAUUUUGAGGCUACCGAUUUGAUUGUGGCCACAUGGAAGAAUGUGGGUUAUUAUGAGGGCAAGAAGGAUUUGCUCAAUACUUUCCAGAUUGCUCUCAUUGUCGAUGACGAGGACACUUUUGUGCAGUUUGUUUAUCCCGAAGGUGGCUUGAAUUGGUUGCAGGCUGAAAAUGGUCCCCUGGGUUUGCCCGACAUUAGGGCUCAAGCUGGUUUUGUGGCCGAAGAUGGUCGUUUCUUUAAUUUGGAGGGAUCUGGCACCGAAAAUGCCCGUUUCUUGGCCGACAAAUCCAAUGUGGGAAUUGCCGGCGUAUGGCUCUACCGUGCAGGUCCUGUGGACUAUGAACAAAAUGUCGAGGCGCCCACCAAUGAAGAAACCUUUACCGAAUCUCCCACCGUGGCCCAAACCUGUGAGGAGGCUGGCCAACGUGUUUGCAACAAGAAUGCCAUGUGUGUCGACAAGGAAGAGGGUUAUUGUUGUCUCUGCAACUCCGGUUAUUAUGGCAAUGGUGCCGUAUGCAUCAAGGAUGAUUUACCUGUUCGCGUCACUGGUUCCCUUUCGGGAGAACUUAAUGGGGAAAUGAUUGGUGAUGGCUCCAAAUUGCAGUCGUAUGUUGUGACAGCCGAUGGCCGGAGUUAUACUGCCGUUACACCCAUCACCACGGAGUUGGGUUCGAAUCUACGUUUGGCCCUACCCCUGGUCACCUCCAUUGGUUGGUUAUUUGCCAAGCCAUUGAACAACACCCUAAACGGCUAUCAAUUGACUGGUGGUGAAUUUGUCCACACCUCCAAGUUGAGUUUUGAGACCGGAGAAGUUUUGCUUAUCAAUCAAACCUAUGAGGGCCUCAACUAUUGGGACCAAUUGUCGCUGAAAAUCGAUUUACAUGGUCAAGUGCCCAAAUUGAAUCACAAUCUAAAACUGCACAUGGCUGAAUUUACGGAAGAAUAUGAAUUUGUUUCGGCCAAUGAAUUGCAUUCCAUUCAGGGUCAUGUCAUCGAAGUGCCCGAAGAGAAUCGUGUAAUCAACUUCCAAUUGGAACAGAACAUUUACUUUUCACGUUGUGUGGCUGAUGAAGAGGCCAAGCAUGCCAUGGUCGGGCAGACAUAUUUCCAAAAGAUUUCGAAAAUCAUGUUGGAUUACUUCGAGAGGGAUCAGGCUUUGCGUACCAGUAUCUUGACCGCAGCUGGAGUUAGUGCCGUUUCCAAUGCCUGCACGGAUGGCACUGCCAUCUGUGGUGAGAAUAUGGUCUGCAUUCCCUAUGAUGAUACCUAUCGCUGUGAUUGUAUCCAUGGCUAUGCUCCACAAGUCAAUGAAGCUGGUCUGGAGGUUUGUGUGGAUAUCGAUGAAUGUGCCCUGGGUACUCAUGUCUGUGAUGAUCAUGCCUUGUGCUCGAACAAUGAUGGAGGUUUUACUUGUGUGUGCCUUGAAGGUUAUGAGGGUAAUGGCUAUCGUUGCUUGAUUAAUGGCACAGUGGCCGAUAAUAUCGAAUCGCCAGCUGCUGGCCAGAAUUUCGGUACCAUUGUCCAGGUUGUACCUCACAAAGAAGAAGAAGAAGACAUGGAAGAACACACGGAAAUACACGCCGAAGAACAUGAGGAUAGCACUGAACAUGCUGUUAACAUACAACCUUUGCCCUUGCCUCUGCCGGUAUCCACUACACCACUGCCUGUUUACAAUUCCUAUGACGACUGUUUCCACUGCUCCCCCUAUGCCGAUUGCUGGGAACGCAGAUGUAUUUGCCGCGAAGGUUUCAGCGGUGAUGGCUACUACUGUGCCAGCAACUGUGGCCUUGAUGAGGUUUGGGAAAAUGGCAAAUGCGUUAGGCUAUCAUAUGAGGAACCGGAUAUUGAACCCAGAUGUAAUUUCUUCGGCGAUUGUAACUGUGACGAUGGCUAUGAACUGAUGGAGGAUAUCCAAAUGUGCCGCUGGAUUGGCCAGUACAAUGGUGAAUCGAAACAUGAGGAUUUGGUUCCCUGUGACGUAGAAUUCAACUGCCAUCACAAUGCCACCUGUGAAUGGUAUGAAUUGGAAUUGAGACAUAUGUGUACCUGUAAAUCUGGUUACUAUGGCGAUGGUUACUCGUGUGCCAUUAUUGAUGAGUCCUGUGCUGUGAAACCCGAAAUAUGCGAUCCCCAGGCAGAAUGUAACUACAACGAGGCCUUGGGCCGUUCCGAGUGCCAAUGUAAACGUGGCUAUGAAGGUGAUGGUUUCCGUUGCGCCUUAGCUCCCGAAUGUUUGGAAGAUUUGGAUUGUGGCCUCAAUGCCUAUUGCGAUAAUGAUAUUUGCCAGUGCGUCAAGGGUUAUGAACGCGAUAUGUCCGAUAUGUGUGUUCUGGCCGGUAGCUGUGGUGCAGUGUUCUGUGGUGCUAAUGCCAUUUGCAAAUUCGAUCAUGUCCAAAAUGUGAAAUAUUGUGAUUGCAUGGAUGGCUAUGAGGGUGAUGCUGCUGUCGGUUGCAAGAGCAAGCCGGUGCCAUGUAAUGUCCAGUACAAUUGUGGUGUCCAUGCUAGCUGUGAGCCUACAGAGGAUCCUGCCUACUACGAAUGCCAAUGCCAUGCUGGCUUCAAUGGUGACGGCUAUACCUGUAUUGAGGACCAGAAUUGCUUGAAUACUCCCCAGCUGUGUGACAUGAAUGCCCAGUGUUUGUCAACCAACCAGGGUUUGGUGUGUGUUUGCAACAAAGGAUUCUAUGGCAAUGGUUCAUUGUGUAUGGAACGCAAACAACAUGAUUCCGGUUUCUUGCUGGUCUCCCAAGGUGUAGUUAUCGUACGCGUACCCCUGAAUGGCAAAAAUGUAAGACCUAUUUCUGUUGCUUCCAUGGCCAUUGGUCUGGAUAAGGAUUGUGUUGAGGGACGCAUCUAUUGGGGUGAUAUUUCGGCCAAGAAAAUUGUCAGUGCCAAGUAUGAUGGCAGUGAUGUGAAGACAUUUAUUGGUGAAGAUAUUGAAUCUCCCGAAGGCAUUGCCAUUGAUGCCAUUUCCAGACGUAUUUACUGGACAGAUUCCGUCAAGGACACCGUUGAGGUGGCCAGUUUGGAGGAUCCCAAUUUGAGAGCUGUUUUGAUUAACAAGAAUUUGGUCAAUCCCAGAGGCAUUGCCAUUGAUCCUUACAGAGAGAAAUUGUACUGGUCCGACUGGAAUCGUGAAUCGCCCAAGAUUGAAAUGUCCGAUUUAGAUGGUACUGGCCGUGAAUUGUUGUUGGGCAAUUAUAGUGUUACUUUACCCAAUUCUUUGGUGGUUUUGGAACGUUCCGGUGAGCUGUGCUUUGCUGAUGCCGGCACCAAGAAGGUGGAGUGCAUUGAUCCCUAUAGCAAGCAAAUACGCACCAUUUCCAAUGAGCUGACCUAUCCCUUCGGUUUGGUUUACACUCAAGAUCAAUUCUACUGGACCGAUUGGACAACCAAAAAACUCGAAAGUGUUGACAUUUUCGGCAACCGCCAGAAGGGCCUGCAAAUCCCCUUCUUUGGCAGCCACAAAAUGUAUGCCAUGACCUCGGUGGAGGACACCUGCUCACAAAUGGACAGCCCAUGUCAGAGCAACAAUGGUGGUUGCUCCGAUAACCGCCUGUGCUUGGUCAAUCGUAAAGCUCCCUCGGGUAAAAGCUGUAAAUGCACAGCCCAAUCGAAGCUGUGCACUGUCCCCAAUCCCUUCAAUGCCCUCUAAAGUGUACUUAAGACAUGAUGUGUUGUAGCAAGCCGAUCACGUGCCGCUAGCUAUAAAUUCAUUCGUAAUAAUUUUCGUGUAAACAUUUAUCUGUUAAAGAAAUUCAUGUAUGUAAUUAUUAUAAAGUGUAUUUUUUUUAAUUUUAUUUUUCUCUCACCAAAAUAAGAAAAAAAAAGUGGAAAACUAUUCAAUCUGCAUAUCUGACAACAAAUUGUGAAUCAUUUGUACCAUUAUCAUCUCUCCUUUUUUUACUGCAAUAAAUUUAAUUAAUUUAACUAUA